Molecule: messenger RNA, 3319 nt
Organism: Xenopus tropicalis (tropical clawed frog)
Lineage: Eukaryota; Metazoa; Chordata; Amphibia; Anura; Pipidae
Gene: nkapd1
Product: NKAP domain containing 1
Exons: 7
Coding region: 133-1092 (319 amino acids)
Source: RefSeq, a predicted model, not a curated record
AAUGAUGUGAAUUUCCGGUAGGAAAGGGAAGCGGUGAGCCCCAGACAGGCUGCUGUAGCGAGGGACGGGCCCGGGCUGCUGCAUUUGGCUGAAGAGAAUACCCGGGCUGCUCGUAGGGAAGCAGAAUUUGAGAUGUCCCGUGUUCCUCUUGGGAAAGUUCUCCUUCGAAAUGUUAUACGCCACACAGAUGCCCACAACAAGAUUCAAGAAGAGACUGAAAUGUGGAAAAUAAGAGAGUUGGAGAAACAGACAGAGGAAACUUAUGGAGCAAAGAGAAAACGAACAUCUCCAGACAUUACCAAGUCAGCACUAAAAACUAAAAUGCAAAAAUGGGACCACAGUGGCUUCAAGGAGUUAUAUCCAGAAGAGUUUGAUAAUAACAGGGGACAGAUGCGAUCAGAUAGUUUUGAUGCUGAGGUGAGCCGUGACCAGGUGAAAAGUGGAGCAGACCCUGCAGUGACAUUGAGACAGGAUGCACUGAGUAUUCGUGCCUGGAACAAAAAAUAUUCUGAGUGUGAGGCCAGUAUUCCUGACAGGUGGGGUCACAGUGGGUAUAAAGAAUUGUACCCUGAGGAAUUUGAUACAGACAGCGGAGAAGAAAAAAAUCCAAAAAAGAAGACAAACGGGCAAGAGAAAACAAGACGAAAGGAACAAAGGGAACAGGAAUCUCACAAACGGAAAAGGUCCAAAAAGACUCACAAGAAAAAACAAAAAAAGAGAUCUCAUAAAAAGUUAAAAAAGCGGAAAAAAGAACGGGACAAGUCAACAGAAACAUCAAGCGAUAGUGAGAGUAGUGACGACAGCUCGGAGAAACAGAAAAAGUCUAAAUGCAAGAAGAAGACAAGAAAAAAGGCACAGAGGAAAAAGCACUGCUCAUCUGGGCAGGACAGUGACUCUUCCAGUGAUGAAAUGAGCAGCACAGAAGAUGCUGAGUCAGAGGAACAUAAGAGCAGACAGACUAAAAGACAUCGCAGAAAAGACCGUCACAGAUCAAAGCCUAAGGAUGCAGACAAGGUGGAGCGGAAAAGUAGACGGACAAACUGGAAAGUGGCUAAAGAUGAGGGGUCAGAUAGCUCUGAUGAGGAUGACUGAUAAUGCUGGGUACCAGCAAUAAAAUGAGACUGACAUUUUGCUAAAUAACUUUGUGAUUUUUCACAAGGUGCAAUAUGUUUUUCCUCUUCCAUUGGUUCUACUCUGCCCACUGUUCUACUCUUCCCACCAUUCUAUUCUGCCCACAGUUCUACAAGCACUAGAAUUUCCAAUGCAACUUUCUGUAGUUAGCCUCAGUGUUCAUGAUGAUAGCAUUAUUCAGGCAUUGCUGCUGCUGAGCACUUGUCUGGUUUACCAGGCGAUGUUUAACCAGCUGAAGCAAAUUAUCUGGACAUUAGUGGGUUUCCUUAAUCAUGGGUUCCCUAACCCAUGCAUGUAUGCAUUCAAGCAUAUAUUUAAGCCAUUGUAUGGAAAAAAAAAGUGUAUAUAGAGGGAAUCCUUAAAUUUACCUUAACGUGUAUUUUAUAGUUCACAUUUGUGAAGUAUUGUGUGGUGAGAACAUUUAGAAUUCAGAGGGGAAGCAAACAUAUUAUGGCGAGGAGACCAACAAUUUUAUGAGAUUACAGUGCAAUUAUUUGGAACUGCUGUUCUUCAGUUUAAUUAUAUGAAUUCAAAGAGAGUAUCAGAAAUGCUUGCUUCCAGAAUGUGAAGGCAGAUUUUGUAUCUCUCUGUAACAAUAGUUUUAUUAAAUACCCAGUGUUUAAAUAAGAGUCACCGUCAGGGUGAAAUGAUAAAUGAGGAGGUAUAAAAGAAGAGAUAUUUUUGUUACUGUUUCUUAUUGGCUUGUUAACAUUGUACACAGUUCUCCUAUUAUUAACUGUUUAGUUCCUACUUUAACAUAUUACAAAUAUAUGUGGGAAAAGUUUAAUGCCACAACCAAUACUAUAUUCUUACCUGUAUGCAGCAGAUUCUGCCACUGAACAUGGCGAGGCAUUAUGCCUCAGUAUUUGUUAUUUUCUCUAGUUUUAUGUUUUCUUAAGAUUACUUCUGUUCUUAGUCCUGAUACUAAGGCCAUCACCCAUUACAUACAGAAUUGCAGCAGUAUCAAACACCGCUGUGUUAUUUUCUAAAAGGCUGUACUCAUCCUUCAUCAGCUAACAAGAUUUAAAAUGAUGACUUUUUGGUGCUGGGUAAUUUCUAGAUUUAUCUAAAAGCAUAUUGUAACUAGAGAUGCACCGAAUCCAGGAUUUGGUUCGGUAUUCAGCCAAGAUUCUGCCUUUUUCAGCAGGAUUCGGCCAAAUCCAUGGUCCUGGCUGAUCUGAAUCCUAAAAACCACGUGACAUUUAUACAUGUAAAAACAAGUUGAAACAUUUCCGCACAGCCAGAUUUAACCCUUCUGAAACCUAAUUAGCAUAUGCUACUUAGGAUUCAGAUUCUGUUUGGUAUUCGGCCAAAUCCUUUACAAUGGGUCCAGUGUUUCGACCAAAUCCGGAAAAAUGCAUUCAGUGCAUCCCUAUUUAUAAUAUUCACAGAUUGAUAUGAAAAUGUUAUUUCUUGGGCACACAUAUUGCUGCAGUUGGGCUGUGAGAACCCUGGCUGUGCUAUACUGGGCACCAAGUGGCAGCUUUUCAAAUGCUUCUUUACUCCAAGAUUCUUCCAGUCAUUGUGUGCCUUUAUCUUUACUGUUACAUGUUCGUCGGUGGGAUGGCAGGGGGAAGGCAACUCGGGGAGAUUAGUCGCCCGCGAACAAGGAGUUUUGCCACGGGCGACUAAUCUCCCCGUGUGCCAGAGCCCUGAAUGUGCGUAACAUCUGAGUGCCCCAGGGCUUUAGCCUUACAGCAGCAACUCUGCACUCCAGCAUUCAUCGACAGAGUGGGCAGCAGUAUAGGUGCCUUUUUAGUUGGAUUAUUUUAUGUUUCUGUGAAAUCAGAAUUUACUGCUUCCUGCUGUACGUCAUGUUAUAUCUUGCACAGUGUAGCACUGUAAUGACGUAAAAAAGUGAAAGCUUCUUAAUCCAUAGUUUCAUAGGGAUGCAACCAACUAUGGGGAUGCAAGUAACAGGUUGUGGGCUGGACAUUUCUGUUUUCUAGAAAGUCUCUGAAUGCCCCUUAAAACUUGGCAGCACAGUCAAGUGAUUCUAGAAGUGCAGACCAAAAAUGACAUUUGUUUUGGAUUGUUUUGUUGCUAUUCCUUUGUUUUAUCUGCUGUAACUGUUCCUGCAACUACAAAUCCAUGUUUCUUCCAGACUUCUGAGCUAACAUUCCUUAUAUCAUAUGAACGUUAAUGAUCAGGGAGGUGCCAAGUAAUAAAUGUUUUUUCAGAUAAAAUA